CGGGCCCUGCGCAUCGCUCCGGUCCCGAAAAGUGGAGCUGCAAUUUGGCCACGACUGCACCUGUUUGCACCGCUCUUCCGAGGGCAACCCAGUUGGGGCGGCGGCGAGGACCGCGACCCCAGCCAUCACUCUCUUUGGCAAGUGGCUCGCGCACGAAAAGAAACUUUCCACCUGUGAGCCGGACCGGCGCUGAGUGCGUGUAUUUUGCCUCCUUUUUGUUGUUUUUGCCUCCACCCCCCGCCUUCUUUUCUCUGCUAAGACCUCUCCUUACACACCCACCCCAAAGUUUAGCUCUGUUUUGAGUCCCUCUCCAUCUCCCUGCCUCCCUCUCCCCGGCCGUCUAUGUUCCAGGCCCUCUCUGCGCGGUGCCGGUGAACCCGUGAGCCGCCCUAAUGUACAGCAUGAUGAUGGAGACCGACCUGCACUCGCCUGGCGGCGCCCAGGCCCCCACGAACUUGUCAGGCCCGGCCGGGGUGGGCGGCGGUGGGGGUGGCGGCGGCGGCGGCGGUGGCGGCGCUAAGGCCAACCAGGACCGGGUCAAGCGGCCCAUGAACGCCUUCAUGGUGUGGUCCCGCGGGCAGCGGCGCAAGAUGGCCCAGGAGAACCCCAAGAUGCACAACUCGGAGAUAAGCAAGCGCCUGGGCGCCGAGUGGAAGGUCAUGUCCGAGGCCGAGAAGCGGCCGUUCAUCGACGAGGCCAAGCGGCUGCGCGCGCUACACAUGAAAGAGCACCCGGAUUACAAGUACCGGCCACGCCGCAAGACUAAGACACUACUCAAGAAGGACAAGUACUCGCUGGCCGGUGGACUGCUGGCAGCCGGCGCUGGCGCUGGCGGCGCGGCCGUGGCCAUGGGCGUGGGCGUGGGCGCUGCGGCCGUGGGCCAGCGCCUCGAGAGUCCCGGAGGUGCGGCGGGAGGCGGCUACGCGCACGUCAACGGCUGGGCCAACGGCGCCUACCCCGGCUCGGUGGCAGCCGCAGCCGCGGCCGCAGCCAUGAUGCAGGAGGCGCAGCUGGCCUACGGGCAGCACCCGGGCGCGGGCAGCGCGCACCCGCACGCGCAUCCAGCGCAUCCUCACCCGCACCACCCGCACGCGCAUCCGCACAACCCGCAGCCCAUGCACCGCUACGACAUGGGCGCGCUGCAGUACAGCCCCAUCUCCAACUCACAGGGCUACAUGAGCGCCUCGCCCUCGGGCUACGGCGGCCUCCCCUACGGCGCCGCGGCCGCUGCAGCCGCAGCGGGCGGCGCGCACCAGAACUCGGCCGUGGCGGCUGCGGCGGCCGCGGCGGCCGCAUCGUCGGGCGCCCUGGGCGCGCUCGGCUCUCUUGUCAAGUCGGAGCCUAGCGGCAGCCCGCCAGCCCCAGCGCAUUCGCGGGCACCGUGUCCCGGGGACCUGCGCGAGAUGAUCAGCAUGUACUUGCCGGCCGGUGAGGGCGGCGACCCGGCGGCUGCAGCAGCCGCCGCGGCGCAGAGCCGACUGCACUCGCUGCCACAGCACUACCAGGGCGCGGGCGCGGGCGUCAACGGCACGGUUCCCCUGACGCACAUCUAGGGACUCUGGGGGAAAGGCGGCCCGCGCCGGCGCCGAAAGAACUGGAGCAGGUGGCCCGCCCGGGGCACCCGGCCUCGCCCAGCACGGCCUUGCUUUUGUAUAGACGUUUCCACACUCUUGUAAAAAGGAAAACACUGGUGACGAACACUAGGUGACACAUACCCCCUGCCCCCGAUUCGCUUUCCUGGGAGUUUCUGGCGACCUCUAGAAGUGGACACAGUCGUGCGUUUUAGACUGAACUUCGACGUUUUCUUGAGACUUUUUGUACAGUAUUUAUCACCCACAGAGACAGAAAGCCUUUCUUUGCUCGAGAGGACACAAAGACCAAGCAAGAGGCGACUCCAACUUUCCUAUUCCACGGCGCGCUCACUCUCAUCCCGCAUCGCUUCCUGAUGGCGUUUAGUUGCCGGGGACCCAGUGCCGGAAGCUGUUCUCAUUUGUUAUCGAUGUAGUAAGGCAGAUCCAAACACAAGUUUUUUUGUAGUUGUUACCGUUUGCAGGGUGGGGGGGUUGUUAAUUUAUACAAAGAAUGCCCCCAUCCCUUUCUGACGGCAGCGUUAUAUUCUGGGUUUUGUAAAACUUUUCUGUAUCUGAGCUUUUCCAUUUUUCUUGUUUUGUAAUUAUUUCUUGUAAAUGCUUUGUGAAAUUUUUAUUUUAGGCGUUUCGGCGUGGGGAAGCGUAUUAAGAUUAUGUAUAUAGUUUCCUAAAAAGUCUGUCUUUUUCAUGUAGAAACACGGAAAAGAUGCCCCCCUUUCAAACUGCAUCGAGUUUUGACUUAAUAAAUUCAAGAGAGAAAAAACUCGUUUUCCCCAUAAAUUUGAAACGUGCUAAUUUUAUAUGCAUGUUUUAUGAGCUCAAAAUACAAUUAGUAAAUCUGACGAAGGAGAAAUUAUCAGCAUGCACUAAAAAUGAGGGGACCCCAGGGGGGAGAGUACCAUUUUCACGGGGCUUCAUUCAUUGGGAGAUAAGGAAGUUAAAAUCAAUAGAUUAUUUUGUAGAGUUCACAGUAUUAAAACAGAAUAGGAAAUAAUUACCAAAAACCCCAUUUUAUAUUCUGGCCCUUUGGUGUGUUUUUAUUUCUGGCUGGCCCGGCGAGUGUUUUGAUUCCUUGCUGUGGGCUUUGCAUCCUCUCGCUGGCCCCUGUCUGUGUUGCCAGGAGAGAAGACCCCAAUGGCGGGACCAGGCCAAGGUUGGAUGACAAAAGACCAUGGCAGGGGCACCAGUGACCCCUAUUCCCCUGCAACUAAAAAGAUUACAGGUGAAAUUUAGAUUUGGCUCUAGGAAACACAAUCUCUGAACCAAACUGUACGGCAACUGAGCCCCCUCAGUCCCUCUUUAGCCCCUUCCUCUGGCUUAUUUCUU
Molecule: messenger RNA, 2915 nt
Organism: Phyllostomus hastatus (greater spear-nosed bat)
Lineage: Eukaryota; Metazoa; Chordata; Mammalia; Chiroptera; Phyllostomidae
Gene: SOX1
Product: SRY-box transcription factor 1
Exons: 1
Coding region: 393-1553 (386 amino acids)
Biological process (GO): cell differentiation; anatomical structure morphogenesis; regulation of DNA-templated transcription
Molecular function (GO): RNA polymerase II cis-regulatory region sequence-specific DNA binding; DNA-binding transcription factor activity, RNA polymerase II-specific
Source: RefSeq, a predicted model, not a curated record